ACCGGCUGUUUAAGAGAGUUCAGCACGAGUGCCGGUGAUCUUUGAACAAGCUUAUCUUUCAGUCCAUGUAAGGGAAUGCUCCCAAAACAAAGAUGGCACCACUGAUGUUCCGGGAUGCUUUCUGGGGGCCUGAUUUGACCUGCCACGCCGGCUACCAAGCUUUGACUCAACGGCUGCGAGACGGGCGACAAAUGUGCAAAGAUGUGGAGGACCUUCUGAAAAUGAGGGCUGCGGCGGAGGAGAAAUAUGGGAAGGAACUGGUGACGAUCGCUCGUAAGGCUGGAGGACACACGGAGAUCUGCACAUUGAAAGCCUCAUUUGAAGAACUCAAAACCCAACUGGAGAGCAUCGGAAACUAUCACGUGGAGCUCUCGGAAGCCCUGAGAGAGGAGGUGAAGAAGAUCGAGGCGUUCAGGGAACGACAGAAAGAGCAGAGGAAGAAGUUCGAAAGCAUCAUGGAGAAAAUCCAGAAGAACAAAGUGUCUCUGUUCAAGAAAACCAUGGAGUCCAAAAAAUACUAUGAGCAGCGAUGCAGAGAGGCAGACGACGCGGAGCAGGGAGCUGAGAGGAACGCAACGUCAGUCAAACACGCUGAGAAGGCACAACUGCGGGCCAAACACUGCCGGCAGGCAGCAACUCAAGCAGAAAAACAGUACUUGGGAAACAUCAUUCAUCUGGAAGGCGCUCGACGGGACUGGGAGGAAACUCACAGAAGCACGUGUGAGGUGUUCCAGCAGCUGGAGGGAGAUCGAAUCAGCCAGCUGAGGUGUGCUUUGUGGGACCACUGCAACCACUUCUCAGGGCAGUGUGUGAGAGACGACGAGCUGUACGAGAAGGUGAGGAAGGUCUUGGAAGAGUGUGACAUCACCAAGGACAACAACCACUUCAUAGAGACCAAACAAACCGGAACUCAUCCGCCAGACCCGGUCAUUUUUGAGAGCUACUACCAGACUGGCGGGAACAGAGAGGUCCCAGGGGCAGGAGACGACGUUCCCAGCAGGUGCUCUCAUCCUUUCCUGAGCCCCGCCACGGAUGAUGCGAACCGUAACAGUGUUCACAUUUCACAGCCAAUAGUGGCCUCUGACAGCGACGAUGAGCCCUAUGAGGACGGUUACGAACCUGUGCAGGACUUGCAGAGCCCAGCGACCCCGGUCCUGACCGACGAGGACAGCUACAUUGUUCUCUUUGACUUUGAUGCUCAGACAGAAGAAGACCUCACCGUGAGCAGAGGAGACGUGAUCCGAGUCUUGGAUCGAGGAGAGGACGGCUGGUGGCUGAUGGAGAAAAACGGGCAGACUGGACUGGUACCUGGCAACUAUGUGGGCCGGCCAUGAAUGUCGCUCCCCAACUGAAAAGUUGCACGCCUGAAUGGAUGUGUUUCCAACCUAGGACUGGUUGCAUUAAGACUACUUUAGAGGCGGUUUUAUGAAGUUUCAGUCGAGUUUUAUUAAAUCAUGUCGCACAAUUACAGACGUCCCAUUUGAUUUACUGCAAGUGUGUCAGAUUCUGUCUGUC
This is a messenger RNA of Synchiropus splendidus (mandarinfish), 1515 nucleotides long. Its product is annotated as proline-serine-threonine phosphatase-interacting protein 1-like. The record is from RefSeq and is a predicted model, not a curated record. Gene Ontology annotation, biological process: actin filament polymerization. The coding region runs from base 93 to 1334 and encodes 413 amino acids. The transcript has 15 exons. Gene Ontology annotation, cellular component: cytoplasm; plasma membrane; actin filament. NCBI's taxonomy places the organism in Eukaryota, Metazoa, Chordata, Actinopteri, Syngnathiformes, Callionymidae. Gene Ontology annotation, molecular function: actin filament binding.